GUAAGCGACGCUGCUCCUCAACUCCGUAAAACGGUGGAACUCUGAAGUCCAUAUCCACUGCAGAAAAUCUCUCUCACUCUCUCUCUCUUUCUGUGAGGUAAUGGAGGAUUCGCCGCCACCGGAGCCGAAGCCCGGGAUAUCGACUCGGCUGAACUCGUUCGUGGCCUCCAGCCGAGUCGGGAAGCGCUUCAAACUCGCCGAGCGGAACAGCACCUUCACGACGGAGCUCCGCGCCGGCACCGCCACGUUCCUGACAAUGGCCUACAUCCUCGCCGUGAACGCCAGCAUCCUCGCCGACUCCGGCGGCACGUGCUCCGUCGCCGACUGCACUCUGGUCUGCUCCGACCCCAACGUCGCCGCCUCCGCCUGCUCCGGCUCCACCCUUCGACUCAUCCAACCCACCGAGUCCUGCAAAUUCCCUCCAGUUAACUCAGGCUACUCGGCCUGCCUCGAGAAAACUCGCAAGGACCUCAUCGUAGCCACCAUCGCCUCAUCGCUAAUCGGAUGCCUUAUCAUGGGAACCUUCGCGAACCUUCCUCUGGCCUUGGCCCCCGGAAUGGGCGCAAACGCCUACUUCGCCUACACCGUCGUCGGCUACCACGGCUCCGGCAACCUUCCCUACAAAAGCGCCCUAACCGCCAUCUUCAUCGAGGGCUUGAUCUUCCUCGUAAUUUCGGUCGUCGGCCUCCGAGCUCGACUCGCCAAACUCGUCCCCAAACCCGUCCGAAUUUCGUCCUCCGCAGGAAUCGGACUUUUCCUUGCCUUCAUCGGGUUACAAAACAACCAGGGAAUCGGGCUAAUCGGGUACAGCUCCUCGACCCUGGUAACUCUCGGAGCCUGCCCGAAUUCCUCCCGGGUCCCUUUAGCCCCGGUUAUAACGUCAUCCAACGGCUCCGUUAGUCUGCUCCCCGGCGGCACCGUCUCCGACGAGAUUCUUUGCCUGAACCACCGCAUGGAAAGCCCCACUUUCUGGCUGGGGGUCGUGGGUUUCGUGAUAAUCGCCCAUUGCUUGGUGAAAAACAUAAAAGGCGCGAUGAUAUACGGCAUCGUUUUCGUGACGGCUGUCUCGUGGUUCCGUCACACCCGAGUCACGGCGUUUCCGGACACCGAGUCGGGCGACUCGGCGUACCAGUACUUCAAGAAGGUGGUUGACGUGCACGUGAUUGAGAGUACGGCGGGGGCAUUGAGUUUUAAGGGCAUGGGAAAGGGACACUUUUGGGAAGCCCUCUUCACGUUUUUGUACGUGGACAUAUUGGACACGACGGGUACGCUAUACUCGAUGGCCCGUUUCGCGGGAUUCGUAGACGCCGGCGGCGACUUCGAGGGGCAGUACUUCGCGUUCAUGUCCGACGCGGCGUCGAUCGUGGUGGGGUCGCUGCUGGGGACGUCGCCGGUGACGGCGUUCAUCGAGUCGUCGACGGGGAUUAGGGAGGGGGGGAGGACGGGGCUGACGGCGAUAACGGUGGCGGGGUACUUCCUGUUGGCGUUCUUCUUUACGCCGUUGUUGGCGUCGAUACCGCCGUGGGCGGUGGGGCCGCCGCUGAUACUGGUGGGCGUAUUGAUGAUGAGAUCGGUGGUGGAGAUUGAGUGGAGCGAUAUGCGGCAGGCAAUACCUGCAUUCGUGACGAUGAUAUUGAUGCCAUUGACGUAUUCCAUAGCUUAUGGGUUGAUCGGUGGGAUUGGGUCGUACAUUGUGUUGCAUGUUUGGGAUUGGGGCGAGGGGAUUUUGGGAAUCAGAAAGGAGAGGAAGAGUGGAAGUGAAGGAGCAAUUGAGGAUAAAACUGUGGAUUUACCGAUUUAGUUUAGUGCAGUGGCCAGUGAGCAAUUUAAAA
Malania oleifera is the source of this 1832-nucleotide messenger RNA. RefSeq names its product adenine/guanine permease AZG1. The transcript has a single exon. Gene Ontology annotation, molecular function: purine nucleobase transmembrane transporter activity. Gene Ontology annotation, cellular component: plasma membrane. Bases 101 to 1801 code for a protein of 566 amino acids. The record is from RefSeq and is a predicted model, not a curated record. Gene Ontology annotation, biological process: transmembrane transport. NCBI's taxonomy places the organism in Eukaryota, Viridiplantae, Streptophyta, Magnoliopsida, Santalales, Ximeniaceae.